This is a messenger RNA of Colletotrichum higginsianum IMI 349063, 537 nucleotides long. RefSeq names its product Sas10/Utp3/C1D family protein. The record is from RefSeq and is a predicted model, not a curated record. Gene Ontology annotation, cellular component: exosome (RNase complex); nucleolus. Gene Ontology annotation, biological process: maturation of 5.8S rRNA; regulation of gene expression. Gene Ontology annotation, molecular function: DNA binding; RNA binding. Lineage: Eukaryota; Fungi; Ascomycota; Sordariomycetes; Glomerellales; Glomerellaceae. Bases 1 to 537 code for a protein of 178 amino acids. The transcript has 3 exons.
AUGGCGAUGAAGGACAUGAAGCCCGAUCUGGAGAAGCUCGAUUCUCACAUCGACUCUCUCGAGGAUGCGCUUAAGCCCCUUAUCGACAGUCUUCCUCAGUUGGCCGACGAGCUUCCGCUACUCGACAAGGCUAAAAUGUUUGCCCUUUCGGCCUAUGCCAUUGAGUCUCUCCUCUUUUCUGCCCUCCGUUUGCAAGGUGUAGACGCCAAGGACCACCACGUCAUGACGGAACUCAAACGCGUGCAGCAGUACUUUGGCAAGAUCAAGAAUGUCGAGGAGACGCCGGCCCAACGGACCCUGACUAUCAACACGGAGGCCGCGACGCGGAUCCUCAAAGCGGAUCUUGGCGAGAAUGACAAGGGACUGAAGAAGAAACUUGAGGAGAAACUGGCUGAGGAGCGCGCCAAGGCCCUGCUCAACUCCAUCCAGAAGCCCAAGAGACCGGCCCCUGAUUCGCCGUCGGCCAGCUCCUCUGGCCCGGAGAAGAGGCAGAGGAGCUCGAGACGGAAGAGCGCGGGUAAGAAGAACAAUUUAUGA